Guillardia theta CCMP2712 is the source of this 1773-nucleotide messenger RNA. RefSeq lists its product as hypothetical. NCBI's taxonomy places the organism in Eukaryota, Cryptophyceae, Pyrenomonadales, Geminigeraceae. Gene Ontology annotation, molecular function: protein kinase activity; ATP binding. The transcript has 16 exons. The coding region runs from base 310 to 1656 and encodes 448 amino acids. Gene Ontology annotation, biological process: protein phosphorylation. The record is from RefSeq and is a predicted model, not a curated record.
GGCUCCAAACCAUCGCGAGGCGAAUGCUGGGCAAGCUUAUGCAGCUGCAGUCAGAUUGUUGGGCGAGCAUUUGCUCCUCCUCCCCCUCCUCCAUUGAGCCGCAUCCAUGCAAGAGACUAUCUCACGCACCUGGUUCCCUUGGCUUCCUCUUGCUCCAUCCCUUCCUGAUGCUCCGCCUCCCGAUCACCUUUUGAACAGCACAUUGUACCUCCAGAUACUAUGCUUUGAGAAAGGAUCAAAAACUUCUCCUGACUUCUCUCUGCACUCUUCAUAUUCAUGAAUGACCUUCUACUUUGUUUUGCAAAGAUCAUGUCGAACUGGGCCGCUGGAAUGAUUUUCUCGGAUUAUGCUCCUGCUCCAUCGAAAGCUACAUCGGAGAUGGCUAAUGGAGCAAGUAGCGACAGCUCAAGACAGAAACAAGUUGCCGGACUUCAGGCGGAAGCGUCAGGAUGGUACGAGGAUAUCACAAACCCUGUUGUGUCUCAGUAUAAGAACGAAGCUAUCUCCCUGAAUGUUGGAAACGGACUCGCACAAGCAAGUGCUGCCCACCCUGCGUCACGUCUGGUGUCUGAGAAACAGAUCAUGUCUCAGGAAUCGGCAAAUCGCGGGCGGGAGAAGCUUUCUGUGCCCGCGGUGACGGAUCAACUCGAAUUGUUGAGGACCUCCAAUGAGGAUCUGACUCCAUCUCAACUUAUGGAGGCAGCUAACGCAUGGGCUAAACGGAACAAUUUCUCUCCUGAACAACUGCAAGAGUUUGGCCAUCUGAUUACCAUGGUCGCAGCAACGUACAUUCCUCGGUCACAAAUCAAGAAAUUUCGACAAUUAGACCAGGGUUCUUUUGGAUUGAUCUACAGCGCGGAGUAUGACGGCUCCACAGUAGCUGUCAAGCAAUGCUCCUCGGACGGAUCUCAAAUCAAAGCAAAGAUGCGUGAGUUGCUGUUGGAGUUGAGUGUGCUCGUGAGAAUCCGGCACCCAAACAUCGUGACCUUCUGGGGAACCGCUGCCGAAUUCCCGUUGACCUCGGGAUCCAAGCCCUACAUGGGGAUGGUGUUUGAGCUAUGUCACAAGGGAAGUUUGUACAAGGCAUUGCAUCAACACGGUGGGAAAAAACUCCCGUUCAAAGAGAAGAUGAGAUUUGCUUUGGAAGUCUCUCGUGGAAUGAGCUACGUGCACGCAAAGGGAAUCAUUCAUAGGGACCUCAACAGCAGAAAUGUCUUGAUAACAGAUCAAAUGCAUGCAAAAGUCGCAGAUUUCGGAUGCGCGCGGAAGCUGAAAGGAUCAGCUCUGCACACGACAACGAUUUCAGGCAGCCCUGCUUACAUGGCACCGGAGCAGCUAGAGGGACACGACUUGACCGACAGGAUAGACGUGUGGGCCUUCGGAGUUCUGAUGUGGGAGAUAGUAACAGACCAAGUUCCGUGGGCGUCCAAGGGGAACAGUCUGGAUGCGCUGAAACGCUGCAUAUGUGUACAGGGGGACAGACUGCCGUUGCCUGCGGCAGAUAGAUUUCCAAGCGGAUGGAGAUCGCAGUAUGUGAAGAUGAUGGAGAUGACGUGGAAUAGCAACCCUCACGCACGGCCUAGCAUGGCCGACAUGAGCAAGGGCUUAGAGGCGCUCAUAAAUCAAGAGCCGAUGUCGGUGGGUGAGUUCAUGUAGCUCGGGUGUUUGUAGCUGCCAUCACUCAAGAUGGCAAGACGCUGUCGUCUGCGUGUGAACAGAGUUUGUUCGUAGAAAAGUAUUUUUCGGUGGUAAGAUAAAUUCAUUUAACCCUUG